AUGGGAAGAACCCUGAGAUGGUUCAAGAGUCUGUUGGGGAUGAAGAAAAAGAAGGCACAGAGAGAGAACUCUAACAGCUGUGAUCGCAAAGCACAGAGAGAGAACUCGAACAGCUGUGAUCGCAAAGUUAAGAGAAGAUGGAGUUUACCAACGAACAUUCCUGUGGCUGAGGCUGCUUUCUUGAGUUCCCAUUACACCGAAAUCGAGGGAGAACGGAACAAGCACGCAAUUGCCGUGGCUGUAGCCACAGCUGCGGCAGUUGACGCUGCUGUUGCCGCUGCACAUGCGGCGGUUGCCGUGGUGAAACUUACUAGCAAUGAGAGAGAAACUGUUUGUUGGUGGGCUGCUUUGAAGAUUCAAAGUGUCUUAAGGGGAUAUCUUGCCAAAAAGGCCCUUCGAGCUUUAAAAGGGGUGGUGAAGGUACAGGCCCAUGUUAGAGGUUACCUUGUGCGAAAGCAAGUAGCCGCAACUCUGCAUAGUAUCCAAGCUCUUACAAGAGCCCAAGAGACCAUCAUCUUGCAAAGAGCUCUACGACGGCGUAACUCCAUUAUUGAAAGAUUUGAGGGAACAAGAAGCAAUCACAGGGCUUCAUCAAUUCAUAAUAGGAGGCUAUCGGGAUCCCUAGUAGAGAAUUCUAUCAUUAACAACUUGAAUGAGAGCCCAGAAAUUGUGGAAAUCGAUACGUUUAAGCCAAUAUCAAGAUCAAGAUCCCGUAGAACCAACUCAUCAACCAUAUCGUCACCUCUGUCGUGCCCCAAUUACAUGGUGAACACGCAGUCGUUCAGGGCCAAAGUGAAGUCUUGCAAUAGCACGAAGCAACUGAAUAAGAUAGUUGAGUCGAGGGCCAGGUUUAGCGGGGUUGGGAUGCAGAGGUCCUGUUCUCAGGUUCAAGAAGCUUUCCAUUUUAAGAAUGUAGAAAUGGGUAGACUGGACAAAGUGGGCGGAGUUUGUUAA
This is a messenger RNA of Telopea speciosissima, 954 nucleotides long. RefSeq names its product protein IQ-domain 26-like. The transcript is spliced from 4 exons. The record is from RefSeq and is a predicted model, not a curated record. Lineage: Eukaryota; Viridiplantae; Streptophyta; Magnoliopsida; Proteales; Proteaceae. Gene Ontology annotation, molecular function: protein binding. Bases 1 to 954 code for a protein of 317 amino acids.